CCGUUUACAUUGUAGAGAUAUGUUUACGUCCUCUCCUUGAGCAGGAACGUCCUUGUCGUGGAUAUGAAAAGAACGCACCUUCACCCGCAUCCAAACAGACUUCUUUGGAGCAAUAAUUUCCCGCUCAAAAAAAACAAGGAGCACGCACGCAGUAGACGUGUCUCCGUCGAGAGUCUCUCUCUCUCUCUCUCAAGCCCCCCAUACCUGAAUCACACAAUUUCUCAAUUCGAGUUUCCACUGGACGUUCAAAUUUGCGGAGUAGAUCUUCAACAAUGGGAGAUGUGAUGAAGAGAUGGUCGGUAACCUACACGAAGCACGUUAAACAGAAGCGCAAGGUCUAUCAAGACGGCUUCUUAGAGCUUCACGACUCGAGCCACAAGAUCAUGCUCUAUGACGACUGCGAGAAACUCCUGAUUUGUAGGAUUGCGAAUAACGAUGAUGUUGUCAAAUCUGGUGAAACACUGGAAUUCAAUUCUUAUCUUGUUGACAUUGGGGAUCUUGAAGGAGAUCAUAAGAAUAUACCUAAUGCAAAUCUACCAGAAAGAGAUAACAAAAUUGCUGAUGGAGCUGGGUUGGUUUGUGGGCGCAAGUUCAAGCAUAAUUCUGUUCCUGUUGAUAGGAAACCAGACUCCGGGAAGUAUAAAGCACCAUCAUGUAGUCUAAGUCCAUCACAAAAAAUUAUUAGAGAGUUUAAGAAGAAUGAAAUGAACAAGUAUGGAGCACCAAGGAAUUGCGCAGAUCCUACAAAACCUAGCUAUUCUGAAUGGAUUGUGCUUUAUACGACACAAAUAACACAAAAGGCCAAGAAGUAUCAUGAUGGAAUCUUAAGAGUUGCAACUUGUGGAUCGCAGGGGAGGCAGGUUACACUGUAUGAUGUAAGCAGGAGACCUUUAGACAGUAGGUUCCUUAAGAAGGGUGAAGUGAUUGGAUCUGGUGAAUCUCUUGCUUUUGAUGGCCAUUUGGUCGACAUUGAAGAACCUGAAGGAGACCAUAAGCCUCCAGUGGACUUGAAAGUUCACGGAAGAAAUUGCACAGCAAGUGGCAGGACAGGAUUAUCGGAUGGACAAGAGACCCACCGCAGUUCUAUAGAGAUUGGAAGGUCUGCUUCAAGUGAUAGUGUGUUGCCGCCACCAGGUUGUCUCAAACCUGUUAAAACAUUCAUGAGAGAAUGGCAUGCUCUAUACACAACUCAGAUAAGUCAAAUAGCAAAAAAGUACCAUAGUGGUAUCCUCAGACUUGCCUCAUGCAAUUCCUACCAGAUGCAGGCUACUUUACUUAAUGAAGAUGGAACCAUUCUGAGCCUUAAAUAUCUCAAAUCAUUGGAAGAUGUGAGAAGUGGGAGUACAUUUGAACUCCCAAAGUAUUUGGUGGAGGUUGGUGAGCCACGGACACAUCCUGAAGGGGAACCUCCAAAAAGUGAUUGUUCAGGAAAAGACUUGGAUACAAAUUUUAGUGGCUUUCAUGUUGAAAAUUUCAAAUUGGAAAGGAGUGUCCCAAUAGACAAGCCUUUAUGCGAUGAAUGGAUUGUGCUUUAUACCACACAAAUAACCCAGAAGGCCAAGAAGUAUCAUGAUGGGAUCUUAAGAGUUGCGACUUGUGGAUAUCAAGGGAGGCAGGUUACACUGUAUGAUACAGGCAGGAGACUCUUAGAUAGUAGAUUCCUCAAGAAGGAUGAAGUGAUUGGAUCUGGUGAAUCACUUGCUUUAGAUGGCCAUUUGGUCGACAUUGGAGAACGUGAAGGAGACCUUAGGCCUCCAGAGGAAUUGAAAGUUCCAGGAAGAAAGUGCACAGCAGGCGGCAAAACAGGAUUUACGCAUGGCCGACAGACCCAACCCAGUACCUCCUUUGAGAUUGAGAAUUCCGGUUCAAGUAAUAGUAUGUCUCCACUGAAUGGUCUCAAAGCCAUCAAAACAUUCACGAGAGGAGAACCUUCAAAAAGUGCUUCUUCAGAAAAAGACACGGAUUUUAGUGCAAUUGAUGUUGACAAUUUCAAACGGGAGAGGAGAGUCCCUAUUGACAAUCCUUUACGUGAUGCCAGUGGAAUUUUGUCUAUUCUGAAGAAAACAAUGACUCAGGAAGGUAGUGUGCCCUUAAUGAGCACAUCUGUGAAGGAAUGCCAUGCUUUGCAAUCUUCAGAGUUUAUCCAGUUCGAUCCUCAGCAUCAGAUCAAGAGCAUCAGACAUCUCUAGUCCCAAAAAUUCUGAUCCAGAGUGCACUGAUAAGAGCAUCUUGAGGCCAGUUUCUUCUGUUGAGAAGCCUCAAGUUUUGGAUGCUUUUAAAUUGAAUUGUCCUGAUAAUUUCCAACCACCAACUGCAUCAGUGCCAAAUGAUGGCACAAUAGGGAAUUUCUCAAAAUCAAUAUCUUCGAAUGGUGAGUUUUACUUGUCAUUUUAUGGAGUUUUCACAGUGAUCAUUUAAUUUGCAAAUAUCCAAACCUAACCUGAAUUUUUCUGCAGUUUCCUCGAGCUGCCAUGGCAACCCAUUCUCUGGGGAAUUGAAUAUUAGAACUUCUCCCCCGGUCGGUGUUUUAGUGCUUCUUCUUAUCUAUUGCCUAUUUGUCUCUAUGUAAUGUUUGUUUUCAGUUUUGCUAGAUGUCUCGCCUUUUAAACUGAAUUCAAAGUUUGAAGCUUUUGUGAACCUCCAAAAAUAUGUUUGAUCAUGUUUUACUUACAAGAUUGAUGCUCCAGUUCUUUCACAGUAAUAUCCACCAGUAUUCUUUUUCUUUUUUUUUUCCCCGCUGGGUCAAUGACUAUGUACUUGUGCUUCUCUUGGUAUUUUGUAGCCAGAAGAGACUAAAUGGCAUGAAGGAGAUUGUUCCAGUGUUAUAACGAAUUCCAAUGGUUGUAAAUCUCAUGAAUCCAGUGAUAGUGGAAGGCAGAAUUCCAAGGAGAACAAGAGCACAUGCAAAAUGGAUGAAAUCCCAAGUUUUGAUCUUGGGUUUUGAACAAGGCAACUUCAUCUUAUUUUCCUCUGUGUGCACCUUCUUAAUAGCAUAACCAGUGGUGUUCUCUCAUACAGAAACUGUUAUUGGCUCGGAUAGAAGGCUCCAAAGCACUAUGGUAUGUGAAUAUAUGCUUUUCCAGGUCUUUAGUUAGUCCUCAACUAAGGAACAUUUUCAUGCCAAAAGUUUUAAUCCUUGGCAUUGCAAGAAUCCGAUCUGCUAUAUUCCCUUAUGCUGAUUUAGAUUUCCCUGUGAAUGGAGGAAUGAAAUUAAGAUAAAAUAUUUUUGCUUAUUCACUACUUAAGUUUUGUUAAUCACAGAGGGGAGUCUAAAUGUAACCCUGAUCUCCGAUAUCAUUGCCAUGUGGACACAGAAUUCGAGCUCUUCAGCAGUUGUCUGAGUCUCUGAUGCUAACUGCUAAGAAUGCCCCUGGCUGAUGUACAAGAUCCCAAUUUCAUAUAUAAUUUUACAUGAAUAACGAGUUGCAUCUUUGCUUUUAACGACUA
This is a messenger RNA of Rhododendron vialii, 3447 nucleotides long. RefSeq lists its product as uncharacterized. Gene Ontology annotation, biological process: double-strand break repair. Gene Ontology annotation, cellular component: site of double-strand break; nucleus. The record is from RefSeq and is a predicted model, not a curated record. The coding region runs from base 273 to 2189 and encodes 638 amino acids. Lineage: Eukaryota; Viridiplantae; Streptophyta; Magnoliopsida; Ericales; Ericaceae. The transcript has 16 exons.